This is a messenger RNA of Danaus chrysippus (African queen), 930 nucleotides long. The record is from the annotation of a GenBank genome assembly. Lineage: Eukaryota; Metazoa; Arthropoda; Insecta; Lepidoptera; Nymphalidae.
AUGGUGCUAGCAUCAAGGGCAGUACUGUCUUGUGGUGAGACGGGCGGGGGAGCUCGCUCUCGUCGCUAUGUGGGCCUCUACACCGGACCUUACUUCGACCCCGCAGCUCCAAAUAACAUCACUGCUCAGCUUGGCACCCACGCAUAUCUACCAUGCAAGGUCCGUCAACUGAGUAAUAAAUCUGUAUCCUGGAUAAGACGUCGUGAUGCUCACAUUCUAACCGUGGACCGGUUCACCUUCAUUGCAGACGAGAGGUUCCAGGCCUUCCUCGUAGAGGCCACGGACACCUGGACACUUCAGGUUAAAUACGUGCAAGCUCGGGACGCCGGAGUAUAUGAGUGUCAGGUUGGCACCGAGCCCAAGAUGAGUCACUUCGUGCAACUCAACGUCGUCGUGCCAAAAAUUGAGAUUGUCGGUGAAUCCGACCUGUAUGUAAAGGCGGGUAGCACUGUCAGCCUGAAGUGCGUCAUCACCCAGGCCCUCGAGGAGCCAGCUUACAUCUUCUGGUACCACAACGAUGAGAGAGUGCUAAAUUAUGACAGAAGUCUAGUGGAAAUUCGAAUGGAACGUUUGGCACCAGAUACUACUAUCGGAAAUCUGAUCAUCUACAACCCACGCCGUGAGGAUUCUGGCAACUACUCGUGUUCACCUUCCAACCUGGAUUCCGCCUCCGUUGUACUCCAUGUCCUAAGCGGAGUUCUAAACUUUGCAGGUGAGCAGCCCGCAGCGAUGCAACACGGUAACAGUGCACCUGCCCCUUCAGCGCUGCCCUUGCUAGUAGCGCUGCCUUUGCUGCUGAAUACUCUGCCCACAUUGGGCUUGAUGUCGAUGGUGUUCCGCGCUGCACCACGUCCCGAACGCGUACUAACACUGCUCGCACUUGCCUUGCUCAUACAACUGCAGUGCCAUGAUGACGAUACACCAAAAUAG